GAGCGCCGCCACAGCGCCGCUCUGUUGAGUCGUGACGGCAAAGGCUAAAUCGGCUGCCCCACGCCGUCGACGCGCAGCACCACACGACAGACGGCAGCAUGCGCGACACCAUCAAGAUCGCCGCCGCCGAGGCCGCGCGGCUCGGCAUUACCCAAAGGCUGGGCGAGUUUGACACCACCGCCACCCACGAACCCCGGGCGACGCCGUCCCUGAUCUUCAAGGAGGCGUCGGUCGUGUACGGCAAGGACGACGAGCGCGUCGGCGGCGCGCUGCCCCACUCCUUCCGAGCUUUACGCAAGCGCUACCCGGCGACGUGCGAGUUCUACCUCGCGGAUGCGAGUAAAGAAGGCCAGGCCCAGUCGCGGGGCAUGAAGAUCCGGGGCGAGAGCGACUUUCAACUCAUCCGAGACAGCGACGUCAUCAUCGUGCGCGACGCGGCGGCGAAGCGGCGAGCCCAGAGCAAUGAGAUGGAGCCGACGACCUAUAAAGCCGAGUACGAGGCCGUGAAACCAAAAAGGCCCCUCGCCAAGGUUCGAGGGGAGACGGACGUGCCCAAGGCGCCCCACUCGCUCUCUACAAAACACCGCGACGACUUUAAGCCGUUCAAGUUCGGGCCGUUUCCCAAAUACGACGAGGCCCCGCACAUCGGCCCGAACCCGAACAAGACCGGUCCUACCACUUAUUCGGAGGAGUUCGUCGAGCACCAGCGGUCGCUGAAGCAGCCCUCGGUGUAUGAAGACGACGUCGAAAUACCAGAACCGUACGAGGCGCCCUACGUGUCGAGUUAUGGACGGGCCUUCGUCAAGCCGAAAAAGCAGGCCCCGCGCGGCGAGUUCAAGGGCGACUUUCCCUCCAAGCCUUCAGGGGCCUCCGCCUUCACUUCGGAAUACCGCGGCGCCUACGAGCCGGUCAAGGGUGUGAAAGCGGCGCCGGCGCCCAUCGUCUCGGCCAAGGAGGACGUGCCCCAGUACGGCGACUACCACUCGACGGCGCGCGACGAGAUGCGGCGGACGUUCAAGCUUCCGGGCGCGAAGAAGGUAUUCCUCGAACCCGAGGGGAGUCUGCAGGCGUGACCCCCGUCUAAGACUAAAGCC
Messenger RNA from Pelagomonas calceolata, 1094 nucleotides. NCBI's taxonomy places the organism in Eukaryota, Pelagophyceae, Pelagomonadales, Pelagomonadaceae. The record is from the annotation of a GenBank genome assembly.